This is a messenger RNA of Fusarium mangiferae, 609 nucleotides long. RefSeq lists its product as uncharacterized. NCBI's taxonomy places the organism in Eukaryota, Fungi, Ascomycota, Sordariomycetes, Hypocreales, Nectriaceae. The record is from RefSeq and is a predicted model, not a curated record. Bases 1 to 609 code for a protein of 202 amino acids. Gene Ontology annotation, biological process: glutathione metabolic process. Gene Ontology annotation, molecular function: glutathione transferase activity. The transcript is spliced from 5 exons.
AUGUCCUCAGACUCAGUCGUUUACCACUACCUCGCCAUUGGCAAGCUUGGCCGCGGAGAAGUUGUCAAGCUGUUCUUGAAGGAUGCUGGCAUUGACUUCGAGGAGAAGCGUUAUAAAUACCCUGAUACCUGGCCAGAGACCAGCGAGAAGCUGAAACAGCAAGGCAUCACCCGCACUGGAAGCCUUCCUUCUCUUGAGUACAAGGGUCUUAUUCUCACCCAGCACAUCCCAAUUCUUCGUUUCCUCUCUCGCGACCUCGGUAAGUAUGACGGUCAGACGAAUGAGGACAAGUAUUUGGUAGAUGCCGUCUCCGACAUCUACGUCGAUUGGAGAUCCCAAUGGGUUGCCAACCUCAAAGGAGCAACCGACGAGUACAAGAACGAAUUCCUCCCCAAGUACUACGAUCUCAUUGCCAAGUACUACUCUGACCGCGAGGGUCCUUACCUUCUGGGUAAUGAAGUCAGCUACACCGACUUUGCCAUCUACCAGUCCAUUGACAAUGACACACGAACCAAGACCAUCCCUUCUAAAAUCCCCGAUGUUCUUCUCAAGUUCAAGGAAGUUUUUGAGGCUAGACCCAACAUUGCUGAGUACAUCAAGUCGGAGUAA